This is a messenger RNA of Diorhabda carinulata, 8197 nucleotides long. Its product is annotated as 5-hydroxytryptamine receptor-like. The record is from RefSeq and is a predicted model, not a curated record. Gene Ontology annotation, cellular component: membrane. Gene Ontology annotation, molecular function: G protein-coupled amine receptor activity. Gene Ontology annotation, biological process: adenylate cyclase-activating adrenergic receptor signaling pathway. Lineage: Eukaryota; Metazoa; Arthropoda; Insecta; Coleoptera; Chrysomelidae. The coding region runs from base 477 to 2150 and encodes 557 amino acids. The transcript is spliced from 11 exons.
AGUCGACUUAGUAUAUUAGGUCGGUUUUACGUAUAUUACAGAAAAGUGUAUUUAUUGUCAAAAGGCUUAGCCUUUUUUCGGUAGCAAUCGACAUAACACCAUAGAAAAGAGCUGUGUUGUUCAAAGAAGUUAGUCAAAACUACACUUACUUGUAGAUAGUACCUAUAACUGACAAUAUGCUUUAAAGAUGUCUACGGUGGAAGUUGAGCAUACAAACACAUAACAUUUCUACUAUAAAAGAUUCGAAAAUGUUGUUAAAACUUAAGUUUAAAAACGAAACUACCAUUAAGAAAAACUCAGAGAUGUUGAUAAAAGAAACUGUUGUGUUUUCAUUGAAGAGAAUAUGUGAGAACAUUAGAAGUGCGAUCAAUUGUAUCAUUGUAAUUCUUUAAGUUAGCGGGGUUCUCCAUCAUGGGGCAUACGGGAAAUACAUCUGAUAAAAAUCUUUGGCAACACUCAGUCUCAGAUGAAUAGACAUGGUUAUUGGAGCCAGUCAAAAAAGGAAACUAUCACCUUAUUUCCACUCGAACUUUCAGGGAGUUACAACUCUACUUUUGGUGCCUGGAUCUAAUUGUUUCAUGUCAUCACAAGUAAUGUUGCAAUUCCCUACGCCUACAAAUGCUACUUCGUUGGAAGCAUUAUACAAAGUGAACUGCUCUAACUUGUCAUGUUCCUCAAACACGACCAUCGUCGACAACAUCACCACAAACAACACUUUCUUGGAUAUCGAGGACAGAGAACCACUAACCGAUCUUAUUCUCAUGGGAGUAUUGUCAAUAGUUUUAGGGCUUAUGAUUCUUGUUACCGUUAUAGGCAACGUGUUCGUGAUUGCAGCAAUUCUUCUGGAAAGGAAUUUGCAGAAUGUUGCAAAUUAUCUAAUAGUUUCCUUGGCCGUCGCUGACUUAAUGGUGGCGUGUUUGGUAAUGCCCUUGGGAGCAGUUUACGUGAUAAGUAAUAAUUGGAUCAUGGGUCCAGAACUUUGUGACAUGUGGACGUCUAUAGACGUUCUCUGUUCAUCAGCUUCAAUUUUGCAUUUAGUGGCCAUAGCUGUUGACAGAUAUUGGGCCGUAACUAACGUAGAUUAUAUCCACACACGAAAUAGCUACAGAAUAGGAGUAAUGAUAAUAAUUAUUUGGACCAUAGCAUUGGUCGUAUCUCUCUCUCCUCAAAUUCCCCAAUUUAAGGAUCCGGAUUAUCUCUUCAGAAUAAACGAAAAGAAGCAGUGCUUAGUGUCUCAAGACGUCAAAUAUCAGAUAUUCGCCACAAGUUCCACAUUUUAUGUACCUCUUUUGAUGAUAUUUAUUUUGUACUGGAAAAUAUUCCAAACUGCUAGAAAACGGAUAAGGAGGAGAAGAGAAAUAAAUUCUCAUAACUCGAACAAACCACACAAGGAUAAAUUGGAUAAAGUGGACAGCAGCCAGGUUCAUAAAAGUUUUCUAUCAAAAAGAAAAUUCCUUAGAUUCAAAAAAAAUCCAGAUAAGCAAUCGUCAGCUGCAGAAGCAUUGGUUAAUACUUUAAUGACUAUGGAAGGUCAAUCCACGACAACAACUAUGGAAUUAAUGGAAGAUACAGAUGACAGAGAAAAAAGUAUAACGGCACCUGAUGUUCCAAAAAAUCUUUCUCUGGCAUUAACAGAAACUCAGUCAACAACAACUGAACAAAAAACGACAGCUUUUACUAUUUCCAAAGCCACCGAUGGUCAGAAUAACGUUUAUCAAACUAAAGCAGCCAACAAUGGUUCAGCUGCUGACCAAAGCGAAACGAUUAGUCGGGCAGGAACAUUAAGUAAAGAACUUCCUUCGUGUCCAGCAUCCGUAGACAAACUUCUGCCGUCCAAAAAGGAGAAAAAAGAAAGUUUGGAAGCCAAAAGAGAGAGGAAAGCAGCCAAAACGUUAGCAAUAAUUACAGGUGCUUUUGUAAUGUGUUGGUUACCAUUUUUUAUUUUGGCUCUUCUUUUACCUUUAUGUGGUGAUGCCUGUAACAUUAGCGGUUAUAUUAUGAGUUUUGCUCUUUGGCUGGGAUACUUCAAUUCAACUCUUAAUCCAGUUAUAUACACCAUUUUCAGUCCGGAAUUUCGACAAGCAUUCAAAAGAAUUUUGUGUGGGGGUCAUAGGGGACCACGGACUUACAGAUCUGGUAAAAUGAGAUAAAAUAAGAAGAUUUUCGUGUGUGGACCUAGGGGUGAGAAAUAUUGGGUCUUGGUCUACCCAUAGUCAGAAAUAUAUUUUUAUAUUAGUUUACUAAUGUUUCAAAGCAUAUUUUCUAAAAUUUAAUUUGUUGAAAUGAAAUAAUUUGAUGAUUUUCGCAGUUAGUUUUAAAUUGACAACUCGCAAAGUGAUAAAUUAUAGAUUGAUUUGAAACUUGUAAGUUCCAAUAUAAUGAGGUAAAUUAUAUUAAAUGAACAAAAUUAUAUGGAAUAAUAGAUUAUAACGCCUUCUAUGAUAAACAGUGAAUAUAUAUUUAUUGAUAUUUCUGACACCUCCCGAAUAACCAGAAUCUCAUAUUUAUUACUUCUUCUUAUAUAACUCCUAACACUAUUUUAUUACUUUAUCAAAAUUAUAUAAAAGUAUAUGUCUACUAUAAUUAAGUGGAAUGUUUCUCGAAAUACAGUUUUUUAUUAAAACCAUAAAUAUCUCAUCUCAAUAGAUUUUCAUUCAGAGGCAAGCAAGAUCUAGCACGUUAUUGUUUAUAUAUGGAUGAAUUUCAAAUAGAAUAUUAUGGAGAUAUCCGUAAAUAAAUGCAUGUUCCUCUGAUUAAGGGAUUGUAUAAACAGUAUAACAUUCUCUUAUAAAAUCAACACAGUAACAGAUAAUCUGUUACUUGGAAACUUACAAUAAUAAAUCCAGACAGAAAAUUUUUUCAGUAAAAAAACUACCCGACUUUGGCAUAUUUCUACUAUUUUCUUAGAUUCGAGUAACUAGGUGCUCUGAAGAUAUAAACGUUUAACGCUUAACAAAUUCUGUAAUUUCGAAAACAUUUUAAAAAACAAAACCAUAUCGCUUAUAAUAAUGUAUUUUAAAUAAAUAAAAUAUUAAUGGAGUAAAUUGAAUACUAUAGAGUCAUAAUUAUGAUACUAAUGUAUAUGUUCGAUAGAGUAACGUAAGGUAUAUUUCUUAAUUUCCAACAAUUUUCAUCACUGCUGAGAUUUGAAGCUGAUUUAGAAACGAACUAUUCCUAAUUCGGGAUAUUUAAUAGGUUAUCGUUUAUGAUAUAACGAAGCCUGUUUAAAUCUUAAACACGAAUUUGAAAAACUACAUAAAUCAGUUACCUAAUUUCAACUCAUAAAUUAUUCCUCUAAAUAUCGGAAUCAGAUACAAAAAAACGCAGUAAAUAAGACUGACACAUUUGAAAUUGUCACAAGAAACAGGGCUGGUCUAUUUUUAACAUCGAGUUUCCAUAAAACUUAAAUAGCAAUGGCGAAAUUAAUAAAAUUCGUUUUGAUUAUAAAAAUGUUCCUCCUAUCAGUGCCUUGUGAAUCAUUGUUUGUUUAAAGGUUUGGUAUGAAGGUGUAAAUCAAGACAUAAUUUUUAUGCCAUCUUUAAAAAAGGGUUUGAAAAUAAAACGGUUUUGUUCCUGUCACAUCUAAAUUGAUUAAUAUAAAAGACAACUGUAAGGAGUACAAGUUUAUAUUACCUACCAGACUCAACGAGGUCCUUUCCUUCCAUAAAUGUACAGACCUGAGGAAUUGGAAAUGAAAGUGAUUGAAAUAAGACUUAAUAAACAUGUGAGAAGGAAUUGAAAAGCUGUGUCUGAAAUAAAUGCUGUUAUAUACGUCCUUGGCUCUAGGCAUAAUAUAAUGAAAAAUACAUGAAUAUAUGCAAAACAACAGAGUUGUAUGUAUAGCUAAUUGUUUCUCGGCAGUAAUCAUGAGGAAAUUAAGAAAUAAUAAGAAAUAAUGUUAUGAAUUAGAACAAAGAUAUAUUGUUCCAACGCUACGAAGUCUUUCCAUUAGUAGUGCAAAGUUUAAAUGUUAUGCAAUUUUUCACUUUUAUUGUAAAUACGUAAUAACAAAUCAAAAGUAGACAAUUCAAUGUUUGUAAAGCUGUUCUUCCAAUUUUCCAAUUUGCAUUGUGUUCUCAACAUAUUAGAUCGAUACAAAAAGUUGACAACUAUGAUUACUUAAAUCUGUGUGAUUUCCUAUCAUUCACCAAAAAUAUCCGUUAGUGACAUGUAUAUGUAUAAUAUUGUGAUAUUAACAGUCUAGACAGUGAUUAGCAUGUUCGACACUCGAAAGCUGACAUAUAUAUUGUAACUAUAGUACCUAUAUCACCUGUAGCCACUCGUUGUUUUAGAGUUAUUCUGUCUCAAAUACGUAUGAACUUUAAUUUAUAAAUAUGUUUUCUUCACUUAAAAUUAAAAUAAGUGCACAUUUGACUAAAUGUGUUAAAAACAGAGGAUGGAACUAUUUCAUCAUAGUCAUAAAGUCAUAAAAACAGUUGAUUUAGCUUAUGUUGACAUAAAAUCUAUACUAAUUGGGAUAAAUAUUGAAAGUUAACUGGAGAAUUCCAAAGUUUGGUAUAUCAUAACAAAAAAUAUUGAAAAAUAAUGAGAAGACAUUUAAAACAAGGAUACUUGAAAUUUGGUAGAUACUACUACUUGAAUCGUGUUAAUAUCUUACUUUAAAGCUUUUAAUAACUACAUCACUUUCUAAUCUUCUAAACAAUGACAAAAGAAUAUAUAUCAUACUGAAGGACUGUUAAUGUUUCAAACUACAUUAUUAUCAGUAUACCUGCUGUCAGUUUACUUAUCGUAAAGCACCGCGCUCAAUCACAAUUUAUUCCGGUAAAUCGAAACUUCAGCCACAAGUGAAAUCCUAAUGAGCUCAUUUUUAUCAAAUUGGUUGAAAUUUCAGGUGCAGUUUUCUAAACCAGCUUGUUUCUUACGCAUUUAACAUGUUUUGUUAUGUUAUACAGAGAACAUUUUUUCUUACUAUCAUUUCCGAGUUGCGGUAACAAAAUAUUUUGCAAUUUUUCUGCAAGAGGAGUAUCUUAUUUACAAUUGGAAAUAUUUCCUCCGCAUUAUUUACCUUUGUAAUUCAUAUUGCUUUUGUAUAUAUAAAUAAUUAUUAAUUUUUUAAAGCUGUCACAUUCAAAUGAGUCUCGUAUCAUUUACAGCUGUGUCUACUUCAUUACAUUUUUGAAUUUUUUCAAAGCUGUUAUUAUAUUCAUAUCUCCAGUUAAGUUGAAUUGCUUUGACUUCAACCACAUAACUCAUUUGAAAAUGUAUCACAUUUUUUUGUAUUUAACUCACUAUUAAUUUGCAUAGAGUGUUUUGUUGAAACUGUACGUCAUGUUCAACUCAAACUGCAAUACUGCACAGCAAAAUAGUCAUAUUUGGUCUAACAAAUCGUAUAAUUUUAGUGAAUCCAUUCAAAUGUAUGGAAGUUCAAAAUUAUCACAACAUUGUGUGAAAUAACUAAAAUUAUCGACUCUCAAUGGCUUCAUAGUGUUAAGUCUAAUCUAAGGAUUAGUUUGUAUGAUAACCUACACCAACCAUCCAUGUUUUCCUCAAAAAAAUACCUCAAAGAAACCACGGAGACCACUCAUAAAUCGGAAAAUAUGAAACAUACAAUACAAAACAUUGAAGUAUUUAUUCAUUAGAUUUGCAUUAUAAUAGGUAAUAAUAGGAAGGCAAUAUUUGAAUUGCAUUCAGCUUCAGUAUUUUUUAUUCCUGAAAUAUCUAUAUCGGAAUUUUUUGGGAAUAAGAUUGAAGGAUUGCCCAUUUAGCAAUCUUAAUAUAGAAAAAAUAACUAGUAUGAGGUGAGAUAGAUACUAAAAAUUAUAUCAAUGACCUACCAUUCAUUGAAUACUUUUUGCCACAAUCCAGUGAAGCUAACUGUGGCUCAAUUUGUUCAACACAUUCCACAUUCAUAUUCCCAUCAAGUCCUUUUUCACAAAAGAUUCAAUGUCAAUGUCAGUUCAAUAUCUGCCAAAUUGAAAGAAAUUAGUUUUAUUGACAUAAUUGGCAAAAAUACUUCAAUUAGAUAUUUUACAAAAAACUAGAAUCAAAUAGAAUAUAAAACAAAAUCUAGUUGCCAACCUAUAAUCCCUGUAUAUAAUACAAUUGGUAGUGUCUUUUUCUUAAAGUGAAUAUUUCUCGAAAUAAAUUCACUCAAGAAUAACGAUCUUAUACUUACUUCCAUAUUUUAACUAACAUAUAGUUGUGAAUAAUUAUAAGCUCUAUUUUUGCGUAUACAGGGUACUAAAAUGUUUAGUUAAAGGUAUUAUAUAAUACGUAUCUCAUUAAUAUAUUAUAACAUAAUAUUUAGACCCGGUUAUUAUAACAUGCAAAUUGUAAUUGUAAAUAAACCUUAGAUGUUCAAUUACAUUUUAACACCCUGUAUAAAAUCCAAAAGCGAAUCGCAAGGUGCGACAUGUACGUAAUACAUUUUUCUGUAAAUUUCACUGAUUAUAACAACUAGUAAUUUUAAGGUAAUUAUCAGGUAUUUAUAAUGUAAGAAUAAAACAGUUGGAUGUGUUUAUUUUAAAUUUCGAGCAGAAAUGUUUGUGAAAAUUUAAAUACAGUGUGUUUGAAUGUAAAAUAAUAUACAGAGAAAUAUCAGAAACUGACCUCAAAACUUCAAAGAGGUUGUCAAAAUACUCUUUGACCCCAAGUUAUCACAUCUCUAUACUCAAGCGAAAUGUGUGAAUCAUCCGUUUUUUCACAGUGCUCACCUUUUGUCAGUUCACCCCAAUGACUUCAAGAUAUCUGCAAUAUCUUCAAAUUGUUCCUAAUCUGGCCGAUUUUUCACCCUAUCCGACAUUCAAAUUAGUACUCAAGAAUCAAUUAAUAAUUUGUUCGAGAAUAGUGUAAUAAAUGAAUUAUUGGAAAGCACCAAAAUGUUUCGGAAGGGGCCUUUAGAAUACAUCGCGAUUUGAUUUUAGCACCUUUUUUAACGUUCUUCCACGAUUGGGAAGACAGAAUCAUAGAAAACACACGGCGAAGAGAAUGUCGUAAAUCUGAAAAGAUUUUCAAAUGUGAAAGUUAUAGAUUAAAGUCCAAUUAAAAUAUUUGGAGAAAAUUUGUUUUUCAUCUUGUCCAAUAUUUAUCAAAUCAAAUCUCUUCAAUCCUCCAUAUUGUUUAGAUGAAAGUACGCUUGCUUAUUCUCGUAAUCUUUGUGCUUCUUUAACUUCACUUAUUAAUAAUUUAAAAUCACCUAAUAGAAUUCUGGAUCUAUUAUCAGACCCAAUAUAAAGUUUAUUCAAACCAGCCUCGUAAAUUUCUGGUAUAUAUUCUAUAUUUUCAUCGAAUUAUGCGAAUCAAAUCGAAUAAAAGAAGUUAUGAUUCCUUAUUUUGUGACUCUUUCGCAUUGCACAUAAAGAGAUUACCUUCGUGAUGUGGGAUUUACUAAUUUGCCCAAAAUGAUCAGUGGCCGAAAUAAUGAGGAAAAAUUUACACAUUGCGAAUUAAAUACAUUGCCAAAUUUAUCUACAUUGCGAUCUGAGAAUAUUGCAAAGUCAACAACACGUUAUAAGUAUAAAUUUCGGUCAUUGUCCGAUUUCGCCAAUUGACUACAGCAUAUAUAUUCAAACAAUCAGAGAUACAAAACUCUCCGUUUAUGAUGUUAAAUUAAUAAUAACAGUGAAUUUUCCAUGUUUAAAGUUCCAGUGAGUUUAGCUUUUAAAGUGCAUUAUUCAUUUAGAGAAACACAAUAAUUGUUGAUAUAUGAGUGAAGUUGAUGUAUUGAAUAACUAAAAUAUUGAGGUCACAAAAUGUACUACAAUUUACCAUAUGAAUACGAGUAUUUUUUAUUUGUUAUUUUUUAAUUUUUCUUUACAAAAAAAAUAUGUUGUAUUAUCCAAAAUACGUUUAUUGAUACAUGCGGAAUCUAAUUUAUAUGUCCUUUUAUCCAAUAUUAAAAGAUUACUGACCUAAAUAACAGUAGAAUAAAUGAGUCUCAUUCAGAGAAAAUAUAAAUUUAAGUUUCAAGCGCACUACAUUUAAUGUUAGAUGUUUCCAUAAAUGUUUACUCUAAGAUACACUUUUUUUGAGUAAUGAAGUUUCUGAACAAACUCAUAAUGUGAUAAUAUUCCUUAUUAUAAUUAUCAUUAUAUUCGAAUAAAACUAUAUUAAUGUUGAUGUACAAAAAUGUUAUGGUUAAUAUCCACGCCCAAAUGUUUAGAAUUUAUUGAAUAUUGUAAAUAUCGUUCAUCUCUAAACUGUUGGACAAAUAUAUAAUAAAAAGUAAUGUAAUCAA